GAAUAAGUCUCUCACUUGGCAUUAGAGAAGGAAGUGUUGUGAUUUCUUCUUCUUAUACAUGUCUACUACCAACAAUUAUAGCUCCAGUUCCUUAUCUAAUGAAGAACUUAUGGAACGAUUUCAACGCCAGAUGCAGUUACAGUAUUCUCAGAAUGUAUUGGAAACAGUUACUGAUAAAUGCUUUCAUAAAUGUAUUGCCAGUCCGUCUUCCACGUUAAGUACAAACGAAAAAGAGUGUUUACAAAGGUGUAUGGAUCGCUUUGUAGAAGCUAUGAAUCUUGUGGGGAAAACGUUGGCAGAAAAGAGUAGUUAGUAACAUAGGUAAUAAAGUAUCUCCACUUGUGUCAUAAGAUGGUUUCACCAAAAACCGAUAAUCACUUUCAGAAGAGGUAAACGCACCUUCUCAAAUUCAUUUUCUGGAAUCCUUUCGCCGUUUCCUU
Molecule: messenger RNA, 440 nt
Organism: Galdieria sulphuraria
Lineage: Eukaryota; Rhodophyta; Bangiophyceae; Galdieriales; Galdieriaceae
Product: mitochondrial protein translocase, MPT family
Exons: 3
Coding region: 59-313 (84 amino acids)
Source: RefSeq, a predicted model, not a curated record